This is a messenger RNA of Oryzias latipes (Japanese medaka), 1147 nucleotides long. It is a transcript of the gene cnih1, whose product is annotated as cornichon family member 1. Lineage: Eukaryota; Metazoa; Chordata; Actinopteri; Beloniformes; Adrianichthyidae. The record is from RefSeq and is a predicted model, not a curated record. Gene Ontology annotation, biological process: vesicle-mediated transport.
CCGCCAGAUGGCAGCAGUGCGGUCACAUGGCGCGGCUCACCUGAACAAUGACAGGAGAAGAAGACCCGUUGCUGCGGCUGCUGCCUGCAUCAUCCUCCGAACGAAGCAGCAGAAAUCAUGGCGUUCACAUUCGCGGCCUUUUGUUAUAUGCUUGCUCUGCUGCUAACGGCGGCGCUUAUCUUCUUCGCCAUUUGGCAUAUAAUAGCAUUUGACGAGCUGAAGACGGACUACAAGAAUCCAAUAGAUCAGUGUAACACUUUAAAUCCGCUGGUGCUGCCCGAGUACCUCAUCCACUUCUUCUUCUGCGUGAUGUUCUUCUGCGCCGCAGAGUGGCUCACGCUCUUCCUCAACCUACCGCUGCUGGCGUAUCACGUGUGGAGGUACAUGAGCAGACCCGUGAUGAGCUGCCCGGGACUCUACGACCCCACCACCAUCAUGAACGCAGACAUCCUGGCCUACUGUCAAAAGGAGGGCUGGUGCAAGCUGGCCUUCUACCUGCUGUCCUUCUUCUACUACCUUUACGGGAUGAUCUACGUUCUGGUGAGCUCCUAAAACGGGUCGACCCGCACGACCAGAAGCAAAGAUCCGGUGCUGGAAGACUGAACCCGCUGGGCCUCGCGGCUCGGCGAUGACCUGGACUCGGCGCAGGCCGUCACCCCCUGAAACAUUCUGGCUCUUCACCGACACGUCUGCUCCUCACGGUUCUGCAGAACCGCUCAUGGAAGACAUCUGAAUGGACCCCCCCACACACACACACUUUUUUAUUGGUUGUUUUUGAUCCGCUUGAGAUUUAAAUAAAGUUUUUCAUCCGUCAUCAGGACGGCGAGCUGAUUCGUUGCCGCCGAAGACUCAGCUGGUAUUUCUGACGGGGGGGGGGGCACGUGGACAGAGACGUUUGUUUACUCAUCAUGUAAUCUGUGACUCCAGAUUAUUGGAUUACGUCUGCAGACAAAGGUCGAGUUUAACUUUGACCUUUGGAUUUCAAACAUUUCCUCCUAUUUAUUCCUAGUUUUUAAUUUAGAGGAUUGUGUUUCUGCCCCGAACACUCCAAUGAUGUCAUUUGUGGGUGUGGCCAGACUUUCACUGUUUGUCAUUUCUGUCAUGUAGAUUCAUUUCCCCGUGUCGCAUUAAAACAUUUAUUUCAAUC